CCGCCACGGCUGGCGUACUACGCUACAGCAGAGGAAGCGCAUAUUGCUCUACAAGCGCACGCAUCAGCGCGGGGCUACGGCCUAGCAAAAUACCGUAGUAAACCAGACAGAGUGGACAUACGAGCAUACCUCCAGGACGCAUGCCGACAGCUACACCGGUUGGUCUUUCUU
This is a messenger RNA of Mytilinidion resinicola, 171 nucleotides long. RefSeq lists its product as uncharacterized. The record is from RefSeq and is a predicted model, not a curated record. NCBI's taxonomy places the organism in Eukaryota, Fungi, Ascomycota, Dothideomycetes, Mytilinidiales, Mytilinidiaceae. The transcript has a single exon. The annotation marks the transcript as partial.